ACCCUGCAGCCCCGGAGUGGUGAUUUGCUCUGGAACUGAUGUUGGAGGGUCAUUCUCAGACAGUUCUGCAGGGCUGCAAUAAAUCACCCUGCACAUUCCCACUCCUCCCUCCCUCUGUCUGUCUCCCUCCCUCUCUCUCCUUCCUUCCUUCCUCCCAUCAGCUUGCCACCUCUCACUUUGCAGCCUCUUCUCUCCCUGCUUUCCCAACCCAAACCCCCCACCCUGUCCCCUAUACUCACCCUAGAACACUGGGCAAGAGAUAUGCAGCCCCCCUUUACCCGGCUCCUUCCUGACAGCACCAGCUCCCUUUAUCUCUGCAGACUGAGGGGGUUCAGCUGUGCCAGGGAAUAACCCCCCCCCCUUUAUCCCACAUCCUGUCACCCCUAUUAAUCCCUCCAUUCUCCACAUCAUGACUAUAGGAUUUGCCUGAAAAAGGGGUGCAUAUUACCCCACUGGAUCCAACGCAAGAAGAACUCAGGAGCCUCCACUAGACAAGGAUCCAGACUGCUCUGUUUUUGGGGGGUUAGGGGGAUCAAGUUUUAUCCUUUUUUAGGAAUCCUGCAAUUAAAAAAAAAAAGGAAAGGAGUGCCAUUUUUCUGGGUGAAUCCUGUUGGAAAAGCCUGUCAUUUUGGGAACACCAAAGAAGAAAGAAUAAUCGUCUCCUGGGGAAAUUUCAACCUGCAGAAGCUGCUGUGCAUCCUGUGGCCAUGCACUCCUUGGACGAACCCCUGGAUCUGAAGCUCAGUAUAUCCAAGCUGCGGGCAGCAAGGGAGAAAAGAGAGCGAAUCGGCUCAAACGCCAGGAAACGAUCUGUGCAUCAUGAGCUGAUGAUCCGGGAUGAUGGCACUACCGUUAUUGCGCCCAUUUGCUCCUCACCCCCACCAGGGUUUCGGUAUCGGGAUGGAGACAGCCCCCCCUUUUCCUCUCCUCCCAUUGUGGAUCUCAGCCUCUCCCCACCUUCUGGGAAUGACUCCCCCAGCCGAUCAUCGUUGUCCCCAGAAAGAGCUGCAGGAGGGGACACCCCAUUUGACAACCCAUCGCUACGCUGCGGAGGGGAUUCUGCUUCCAGCCCUUUUCAGUUUUUUCUGCCUCUCGGCUCCGGACUUCAGCUGCCCCCUUCCAUGUUCAUGUCCCCCCCCAAAGAGAAGCGUCUUUCCCUGGAGUACACCGAGCAGAAACAGCUGGUGUGUCAGUGGGCGAAGUGCAAUCGCCUAUUCGAGCUCCUGCAGGAACUGGUGGACCAUGUCAACGAUUUCCAUGUCAAGCCAGAGAAGGAUGCUGGGUACUGCUGCCACUGGGAGGGCUGUGCUCGGCGGGGGCGAGGAUUCAAUGCCAGGUAUAAGAUGCUGAUCCACAUUCGUACCCACACUAACGAGAGACCGCAUUGCUGCCCCACCUGCCACAAAAGCUUCUCCCGGCUGGAAAAUCUCAAGAUCCACAAUCGAUCCCACACAGGCGAGAAACCCUACAUGUGUCCUUAUGAGGGCUGCAACAAGCGUUACUCCAACUCGAGUGACCGCUUCAAGCAUACGCGCACGCAUUACGUGGACAAGCCCUAUUACUGCAAGAUGCCGGGGUGCCAGAAACGCUACACGGAUCCAAGCUCCUUGCGCAAGCAUAUUAAGGCUCAUGGCCACUUCAUCUCCCACCAGCAGCGCCAGCUGCUUAAAAUACACCAGCCACCGAAACUGCCAGUUACAGGUGACAGCAGCUACACCAAUGGCACACAGCUUAUCAUUCCUAACCCGGCAGCCAUCUUCGGCAGCCAGUCGCUACCCAUUCCUCUGACCCCUGGGCCUCUGGACCUGAGUUCACUGGCAUGCAGCGGCAUGGCAUCAGCUCUGGCUGGUCUGCCCAAUCCUAUGCUGACACUGGCAGGGUCUCCUCUGAACCUGGCAAAAGGGUCUCUUCUGUCACAGGCCUACUCUGCUGCAGGCCUCGGCCUACCUCUGGUCUCCUUGGUAACUUCAGGGAAAGCUGAGCAUGAGAAACGUCCCAAGGGUCAGAGGGGAGACAGCAGUGAAAGGACUGAGGGGUCAAAGUUGAGACCCGGCUCAGGUGAAGGUCUCUCUCUGUUGCCCGGAGGGGUGUUAGAUCUCUCCCCCGGAGUGGGAUCAGAACCUCUGCUUCCAGGAUGGGUGGUCAUUCCUUCAGGAUCUGUAUUACUGAAACCGGCCGUGGUCAAUUAAAGCUGUACCCCCUGAAACUGCCCCCCACUUUGUAAGCUCUCAAUGUGCCGCUGACAGGAACGCACAGGCCUGUUGGGUGUGGGGCUGCUCCCUUGAAGACGAGGCAUUUCACAGACACAUGGCCUGGACUGUGACUUUUGCAGAUCUUUUUGCCACAAUCUAAGACACGUGGAACAUUAGCAAAGCAGCGCGUUAGAUUUUGGCAGCGGAAACUUUAUUUCGCGGACGCUUUGGAUUUUGAUCUUUUUUCUUUUUUUUUCCGAAAUUGCAUUCAGUUUCGAAUGGAUUUUCUUUCUUUUUUUGGGACCAAAAUAAACCAUCCAAAUAUAAAUGGUAGUUCCUUUAAAAAAAAAAAAACCAAGGACCCAGUGACAUUCCUGCAGGACACUUGUGCGAGGGAAGGAGCGAGGCGGUUUCUGACAGGAGCACUAUGAUACUUGGUCUGUGCGGCCAGCUAAUGCUACUCUUGACCUCUGCAAACCUCGGUUUUGUGGAAACUCACGAGAGAAGGCGUUGAAUCCCUUCUGAGAAAAGCAAUAAUGCGGGAGACGCUCGGACAGAGCUGAAUUGGACAUGACAAGAGGGAGAGGAGGACAACUUGCCUGGGGACCUGCUCUGAUUCUCUCACGCCCUCAAGCCUUUCCCCCAUUCCAGUGCAAACCAGUUUGAUCAUGUACACAGCAUGCGCCUGUCGCAUCACAUUCCCUCCCUCUCGCCUUCCCAUGAUCCACUCGCACUGCACUUGUGCAUUUUACUUCACAAAUGUAUUCUAUUCAUUCAUUUACACACGGGUUCUGCUGCGUUGCAUGUACUGCCGCCUUCCCACUGCUUUGCUUGCUCCUCUGCGUCACCUUCCCUGAGGCCUCCUCUUGUGCUCAGCCAUUUCUGUCUCUGUCACCUUGUCGCCCUUCCUUGUUAUUGUUCCACACUAUUAGUUUAGCCUUUCCCACUCUCUCUCUGCUCUCACCUCCUUUUGUCAUGCUCAUCCCUUCACUCUUGCUCACUUUGUCCCCUUCUUCUGCCUUUGGCUCAUCUAAGCCAGAAAUCUGUGUGUCUCUUUCCUACCAAUAUCCUCUGCCUGCCCCCUCAGUGCUCACCCCCUUAUCAUGCUUAGCCAAGGUAGGCUUCUUAAUGCCACUUGUUCUGCUCUUUUCUUACACAUUCACUUCUCCACAUACACAGACACACUCUCCUCCUGUACAUUUCUUAGUCCUUUUCUUCUCCAUUCUCUUUUUUUUGCCAUUUAUUUUACAUAGAGCUCCUUCUUUUUCAUUCUCACUGUAUCUGGUCUAUUGGCCUUCAUGUUCCCAAUACUCUAUCCCCUGCAAGCUUCUUGUUACCCUAUCUAGACUAAAUGUUGUCUGUGUUCUGUUCUAUUCUAGAAUCUAGAGCGUUGUGUUCCAGUCUUUUUUCUGCUACAGAUUUCUCUUGUUUCUGCUCAUGUUCUCUACAUUCAUUUUCCUACUGUCUGCUCUUGAACACACUACCUACACUCUUACUAAAUUCUCUCUGCUUGUCCUCUUAUUUCCUUCCUUGAGCUCAAAAUGUUCCUUGCAGUCCCCUGCUCUAGAACCAUCUCUUUCGCUUUACACGUUCCCUUGUUCUACUAAUGAACGACCCAGCUCCCUAUCCUCCCGCUCUCUGGAUCCCCAAUGACAACGCAUUCAGGAGCAGUGAAUGCCGCUUCUCAGCGCUUUUCUGGAGAGCAAACAGAAAUGUUGCUUUCUUUUUUUAAAUCCAGUCAAACCCCCCUAUAUAUAAAUAUAUAUAUCACUCAUUUACCAUAUAUGUUUGGAGGAGGAAAAGGAUAUGUUCAGGCUCCGGCAGUGAAGGAGCAACCCAAGCUAUUUUAUAGACUGUGCGAAUGAUGUGCGAUUGGUGCUUUGUGAGGGAUUUCCGUCUGACCAGCCGGUGGUCUUUUUGGAGGGACAGUGGGGGACACCAGGUGUGAAUUCAGCCAUGGGAGAGAUUUAGUGGUUAGGUAGGAACUUAAAGCAGCAAUCCUUUUGCCAGAGGCCUGUACGUUCUACAUCAGGUAAAGGGAUAAGCCUUUAGGGGGACAGAUGUUGCUAUCUCAGUUCCGCCAAAAGGGUCCGCAAAUUUUCUGUGAUAAGGGUACAAUGAAUUGCGCUGAGUAUUCCAUGCUCAGUGAAGAAUGUGUGGACUGUUGCUUUAAGAGAGUGAUGCUCUGUGUGACUUGAGGUCACGGGAGUGAUGAUCUGCAGGCAACCAAGCAAAGUGCCUUCUGUAUCAUAACUAAUCUUCUUGGUCCCCCAGCCCAGUGUGUGUUUAACUCCUCGGUGGCUGAGAUGCGGCCCUUGUAUCAGAAUGUGUGUGAGAUGCAGAGAGAGAGCGCUCUCUGAGUGACUGCAUCAUGACGAGACCGCCCCUUGAGUGCGGAGAUUGUCCUGUGUGCGCCCGAGGCGGCAAGCUGCCAACGAGACGCUGCUCCGAGCGAGGAGCGUUUAUACGUCCGACUAAAUCUUAUUAAAAACAAAGCGAGCUUUGGUUUUAAAAAUGUCUUUUUUUUCUUUUGUGAUUUGGUCUUUUCCUGGACACGUGACCCCCAGCCAUCCAAUGGGUUAAAAGAAAACUAUAGCUAAUCUACUUGCUGCUCCUAUACGAAGGAAUUUUGUAACAUUCACAAAUAUAUUAUCUAUAAGAUUACAAUUUGCUUACCAGACGAAUGCCUCCAUCCGGAGGGACAAGUGCUCCAACAGCCAAUAAAAUUGAUCUUUUAUCAGUGAAUGAC
This is a messenger RNA of Xenopus tropicalis (tropical clawed frog), 4941 nucleotides long. It is a transcript of the gene glis2, whose product is annotated as GLIS family zinc finger 2. Gene Ontology annotation, cellular component: nuclear speck; nucleus; cytoplasm. Bases 708 to 2189 code for a protein of 493 amino acids. Lineage: Eukaryota; Metazoa; Chordata; Amphibia; Anura; Pipidae. Gene Ontology annotation, molecular function: sequence-specific double-stranded DNA binding; RNA polymerase II transcription regulatory region sequence-specific DNA binding. The record is from RefSeq and is a predicted model, not a curated record. The transcript is spliced from 7 exons.